This is a messenger RNA of Plasmodium malariae, 2598 nucleotides long. RefSeq names its product conserved Plasmodium protein, unknown function. The coding region runs from base 1 to 2598 and encodes 865 amino acids. The transcript has 3 exons. Lineage: Eukaryota; Apicomplexa; Aconoidasida; Haemosporida; Plasmodiidae. The record is from RefSeq and is a predicted model, not a curated record.
AUGUGUUUUAACUGCAUAGUAAGGAAAAUAUAUAGCACUGUUCUGAUCUUUUUCUUAUGUACAACUUUUUUUGAGUCUGCUUGUUACUGUUACACAAUAGGUGGAAGGACUUACAGAUUAACCCCCAUUAAGAUAAACACAAGACAGAAGGAUGUUAUCAAUUUUAUUAAAAAUGAUUCAUGUGGAGUAAUAAAGAGUAAAAGUAUAAAAAAAAAAAAAAAGGGAAAUGAUUUUUCUAUUAAUUCAAUAAAUAUACCAAAUUCUUCGGAGUUUCACAUUCCUCAAGAGUAUCUAGAUUAUAACAUCCCAGAGGAACCAAUAUACCCGUAUAUAUCUGUGCCGGACAACUUAUACACAAAGCAGAAAAAUGAGAGUGAGAGGAAAGAGAACGACAAAGGGAAGCUAGUACAGUGGAACGGACAAAAUGACCAAAUGGGAAAUAUGUCCAUUGAUGAAUGCAAAAAAAAAAGCAAUAAUGAAAUAGUGAAAAUUUAUGGGGAAUUACCUGAACCGACUUUAGAGGAUUAUAUUGAAGAUACAGAAUAUGAAAAGUAUAUCCAUCCUUGUUUAAUUAAAAAGAUUGAAAAAGGAAGUGAAUAUUAUAUACAUCAUUCUAUGAUGAAACAUAUUGAUGAACAUGAUGAACUUGCUACUGUAGACUGUUUUGAUGUAAAUGAUUUAGAACACGAUCUCACUGAGUACGAUUCUGCUUUUAGUGGAAUAGGGCCAUGGCCAUCCAUAAAUGAAUUAAGAAUGAAUGAAAAUAACUAUGAAUUUGAUAAAACUGAUCUUGAAAUUGAAUAUAACAUAACGUAUAAUAAGACAGGAUAUAGAGAAUUUAAACAAAACGAACUUAAAAAAAGAAUGAAAGAAAAUGAAAAAAGUACUAGUAAUGAUAAAAAUAAGGGAGAACAAAAGAGAACAGAGGUAAAUAUAAAUAUAUAUUCUGACAUCGGAAGGGAAAAAAUUAACAAUGAUAAAUUAAGUGGGCUUGCUUCUCCUCAUAGUGAGGAUGAAGUACCUCCUGGUAAUUCAGAAUAUACUUCAAAUAGUAUAACCAAUGUAACGGUGAGUGAUGUAAGAAAACUGUAUUACAAAAAAGUUAUUAAAAGUAUUAGAGAAGCGAAAGAAGAAAUAAUAAAAUGGGAUGAGAGAAAAAAAUGUUCAAGAAGCAGAUGGAAUUUGACAAAAGAAGAAUUGAACUUACUUCCUGAACAAGUCAGAAAAUUGUAUUUUUAUAAACACAAGCAGUAUGAGGAGGAGAAGAGGGAUAUGAUAAGAAAGAUGAGUGAGGUAUCAGUAUCGCAAGAUACACUGCGUAAUGUGGACCAAGUGCCGUAUGGUAUCAGGACUGCUGGCUGUAAUAGUGGUAGAGAUCCUGUGGCGGAUGGUAUUGCAAUGAACGAUGAAGCAUUAACAAUGAAUUUAGAGAGUAAGGGAACAAACGAAGAUGAUGCCUUUCAAAAUAAUUUUCAGAACUUCAGGUUAUUAGAAGACAACAUUUUAUAUACAAAACCGAAGUCUCCUAUUGACAAUAUUUUAUAUGAGUGGGAUGACUCACUUCAAUGUACAUGGAGGAAAAGAGCUGAAGAAGUUAUUAGAGAUGUUAUAAUGUAUGACUAUCCAUAUAAGGAAUUAAGAAGACCAUCAAAUUUAGAUUUGUAUGAUGUUACAUGGUAUGCUGGUAAAGUAGAAGUAUUUGUAACCAUAGAAGAAGGAAAAAAUUAUAAUAUUUCAUUAUUCGACUUAAAACAAUUAGUUAAAAAAAUUGCAGAAAGAUUGAAAGAAUUAGAAAUUGAUGAAGAAAUUGUUAUUCUUCCCUUUUUUGAGUUAAUUGUUUCAUCCUUACCAAGUAAAAAUAUACUAGUAUGUAGAAAAGACUGGAAUAGAAACAUAGGUAAAGAUGUUGUCGUGUUUUUUAAAGAUAAUAUAUUUGAACCACUGGAAGGUAUUUUGCUAGGAUCGCCUAGUGUAUUUCACGUUAUUAUUAAUGUGAAUGAUGAAAAAAUUGAAAAUGUUAUGGCUCACCUUAUUGACAAAAUUGUCCUAAAAAAUACGAAAGAUGAGCUAAGGGAUCAUAUCGUUCUGAAAGCAGGUAUUGGUCAGGAGGGGGGCUCGUCCGAGGACAAAGGGAGUGCACUAAGUGCAACGGAAGGUUCAUUAGUAAACGGAGAAGAGGAGGAAGAGGAAGGAAAGCAGGGUGACGAAACGAAAAAGAAGCAGAGGGAAAAGGAGAACUAUAUGCACAGGAAUGUAAAAAAGGAUAUAACAAAAAUGAGGGAUCAGAGAAGUGAAAGAAGCACAAAAUUUGCUAAACAGGACUAUGAUGAAGACGAUGACGAUAACGAAGACAAGAUAAGGGGAAUUCAGUUCGAUGACCUGAAAAAACUGAAGGAUAUCAACAAAUCCUAUAAGGAAAAAAAUAUUGAUAUUAUUAAAAAUAUUAACAAGAUAGACGAUGAAAAUAAUAGCAGCAUGAUCAACUCUCCUUUCGAUGAAGAUGAGGAGGAAGAAGAUGAAUAUGAGGAGGAUGAAGAAUAUGACAAUGAAAUAGAAUCGGACAAUGGAGAAUAUGAUGACUACAUGCCGGACGAAUGA